CUCGAGCAGCCAGGUACUUAUAGACUCACAAGGUUAAUGAGAUGAAAGACCUCGUAUCUCUUCUGCUAGAUGCACUACUUUUUUCUCUUUUCCCAGCCAAAGUUUAACUCUGAGAGUUUGAGAAUCGUCCUGUGAGCUGCAAGCCAUCUGAAUUCAAAGCACAGUGGAUAGUUGCCUUUUUGUGCCUUUAGUUUUGCCUGUGAAGAAAACUGCUUUUCAACUAAGGCGUCCAGCUGCAUCUAUUCUGCCAUGAACAGUCAGCAUGUGUCAGACGGUGUGCGCAGAUGCUGGAAAUCUGCUGCCUGGAUCCUCACCUGCCUGCUGGCAUCGUUCUUCCUGAUCGCAUUCACCUGCUUCCUUCCAACCGAAGAUAUCAAACUCCAACAAAGAUCAGUUUCCACCAACAACACAAAUGCUCCAGUGACAUCAUGGUCUCAAGUGCGGCUGGUGAACGGCAGGAGCCCGUGCGAGGGCCGUGUGGAGGUGCUCUAUAACAGCACGUGGGGGACGGUGUGCGAUGACGACUGGGACAUGGUGGACUCCAAUGUGGUGUGCCGGCAGCUGGACUGCGGUGUGGCCGUGACUGUGGGCAGCAGCUCCAAAUUCGGCCAGGGCUCCGGUCCCAUCCUGCUGGACAACGUGGACUGUAAAGGAGGAGAGCUGGACCUCGGUCAGUGUAGGAAUCAGGGAUGGGGUGUCCAUAACUGCUACCACUAUGAAGACGUGGCCGUCACCUGUAAAGGCAAUAAUGCCAUUGAACCUCGAGGCCUGGAGCCCACCCCACCAUCCCGUCUGAUCUCUGCUUUAAGAGACGGAGCGGUGCGUUUGGCGGGGACCGGGGACCGCUGUCAGGGCCGGGUGGAGAUCUACUAUCAGGGCAGCUGGGGAACGGUGUGUGAUGAUGAUUGGAGCAUGGCAGACGCUGCAGUCGUGUGUCAACAAAUCGGCUGCGGACAAGCUGUCGGCGCACCUUCAAAUUCCUACUUCGGCUACGGCACGGGACGGAUUCUGCUGGACAAUGUGAAUUGUAAUGGGCAGGAGGGAAGCCUGGCCACCUGUUACAGCCUCGGCUGGGGAGUUCACAACUGCGGCCACCAUGAGGACGCCGGCGUCAUCUGCUCUGGUGCCAUUUCCACCAUGGUCCCGGUUAUCAACACAGAGACUAGAGGCAGAGAGUUCAUCGUUCCUGAGAGCACAGCAGGUAUAAACACUGCCUAUACUUUAUCUCUCUAACCCUCUUCAUCCACGGCUCUUUCAGAGAAGCCGAGCAUCCGUUUGGUGAAUGGCCUGAACAGCUGUCAGGGCCGAGUGGAAGUCCUCUACUUCACCGUCUGGGGAACGGUCUGUGAUGAUGACUGGGAUAUGGACAACGCUCAGGUGGUCUGCAGACAGAUGGGAUGCGGGCCGCCUCUCGCAGCCAAAUCUCUGGCUUACUUCGGCUACGGCUCCGGUCCCAUACUGCUGGAUAACGUGGACUGCAGUGGCAGUGAGCAAAAGCUGUCCGACUGCUUCAAUCUGGGCUGGGGUCAGCAUAACUGCGGCCAUUAUGAAGACGCUGGGGUCAUCUGUGAAUCACCUUCGGAGUAUGUGGUAGUCGGAAGAGACUUUGGCAUAUGGAUGACGGAGAAACCUACUACAAGAGCAACUACAACCGCAACACCAGCGGAUGGUACCAUCAGGCUCGUAGGGGGCCUGAAUCGCUGCGAGGGCCGUGUGGAGAUAUUCCUGAGAGGAGAAUGGGGAACCGUGUGUGAUGAUGCUUGGGAUAUUGCAGAUGCGAAGGUGGUGUGCAGGCAGAUGGGCUGCGGGCUGCCUCGAGCCGCCCAGGUGAUGGCCUACUUUGGUCCCGGCCGUGACCCAAUCCAGAUGGACAAUCUGAAGUGCACAGGCAGAGAAGCUACUCUCACUCAGUGCUCUCACAUAGCAUGGAACGCCCACAACUGUGACCAUUCAGAGGAUGCCAGCGUCACAUGUGAACUCUAAUGACUCCGCCCACCACAGGCCACGCCCACAGCAAGCCACACCCACCACCCCAGCCCAGUGAAUGCAGUAAAAGAGAGGAAGGGUUUCCAGGACUUUUAUAAAUUUUGUACAUAACACCUCACACCAACCCUGAUGAAGAAAUUUUAAAUAUGAAAUAAUUACUGGGUGUGAAACUGAUAAAUUAUACUGAUACUGUUAUAUAAAUAACUGUAAUAAAUAUUAUGAAUGACAUUUUAAUUAUGCACUUUAUAAACUAUAAGAAUGUGUACACAUGGCUGAAUAAGUAUGCUGAACAUAUUUUAAACUAUUGAUACACAGCGGAAACCAAAGUUUUAGCCUGUCAUUUUGAUUGCAAGCACCAAAUUUAUUAUGCCAUACAAAAACUGUACUUCUAGUACUUUCCCGAUUAUAAAAAGAUUUGAUUCUUCUGGAUCUGUUUAGUGAAUGCUAAGAGGAAAACAAAAUGUUUUUAUUUUAAAUAUUUAAAGAUGGUUGUGUUGCAUGUCUUAAAAGUUAAGCGUGUAUCUGAAUAUCUUUGCAUUUUGUGGAAUGAAAAAUAGCUUUCAUUAUUCAGUCGGAAAAAAACAUUUGGCUUGUUCAGAAAAAAAUAUUCUCAGGUCCAUUUUGAUUGGGAAAAAUAAUGGC
Cyprinus carpio (common carp) is the source of this 2628-nucleotide messenger RNA. RefSeq names its product scavenger receptor cysteine-rich domain-containing group B protein-like. Lineage: Eukaryota; Metazoa; Chordata; Actinopteri; Cypriniformes; Cyprinidae. The transcript has 11 exons. Gene Ontology annotation, cellular component: membrane. The record is from RefSeq and is a predicted model, not a curated record.